AUGGAGCAAAGAAAACUGCAGGUUGGUGGAACCAAAACUGGUGUGGUGCGCUAUGUAGGGGAGACGGAUUUCGCCAAAGGGGAAUGGUGUGGUGUGGAGUUGGAUGAACCUCUGGGAAAGAACGACGGAGCUGUUGCUGGAACAAGAUAUUUUCAGUGCCCACCAAAGUUUGGCCUCUUUGCUCCUAUCCAUAAGGUCAUCCGGAUUGGGUUCCCAUCCACCAGCCCAGCCAAAGCGAAGAAAAGUAAGAGGAUGGCCAUGGGUGUCUCAGCCUUGGCUCACAGUCCCAGCAGCUCGUCUAUCAGCUCUGUCAGUUCCGUGGCCUCCUCCGUAGGGGGAAGGCCUAGCCGGAGUGGACUGCUGACCGAGACCUCUUCUCGCUAUGCCCGGAAGAUCUCUGGCACGACAGCCCUUCAGGAAGCAUUGAAGGAGAAGCAGCAGCACAUCGAGCAGCUCCUGGCUGAGCGUGACCUAGAGCGUGCUGAAGUUGCUAAGGCAACCAGCCGCAUAUGUGAGGUGGAGAAGGAGAUUGCCAUCUUGAAAGCUCAGCACGAGCAGUAUAUAACAGAAACUGAGGGAAAUUUGCAAAGAGCACGAGCCUUGCUGGAGGGAGCCCAGAAGGAGAAAGUAGAGCUGCUGAACCAGUUAGAAGAGGAGAAAAGGAAGGUAGAGGAUUUACAGUUCCGAGUUGAAGAAGAAUCCAUUACAAAGGGAGAUUUGGAGACUCAGACGCAGCUGGAGCAUGCUCGAAUACGGGAGCUCGAACAGAGCCUCCUGUUUGAGAAGACCCAGGCAGCAAAGCUUCUCAGAGAAUUGGAGGAGAGCAGGCAGUCCACUAUGCUGAACAAAAGGUUUGUUUUCAAGAUGGAGAAUGCUGGGACUGAAGGAUUAACUACCGUGGCAGAGAAGUCAAGAAUCCUUCAGCUCGAGGAAGAGUUGACCUUGAGGCAAAGUGAGGUUGUGGAGUUGCGGCAAUGUUUAAAGAAUUCCCAUCAGCCAGAAUCUCCAGAUCACAGCCUGGGCCUGCAGACAGAAGCUCUCCGCUUACGUGACCAGCUGUUUUCAGCCAACAAGGAGCACCAGAAAGAGAGUAUCCAACUGAAAGAGAAGUAUGAGAGGACUUUGAAGAAGCACCAGCAGGAGGUUGAAAAGUUGAAAGCUGUCAAUGAAAAGUACUCCCAAGAAAUUGUGGACCUCAAACAAAAAGUUCAGCAGGCCACCAAUGAGAACAUGGGCUUAAUGGACAACUGGAAGUCAAAGCUGGAUAUGUUAGCAUCAGACCAUCAGAAAUCAUUGGAGGAUCUCAAGGCUACUUUGAACACAGGCUCUGACAGCCAGCAUAAGGAAAUUGUGGAGCUGAAAGCUGUAGUAGAAAGCAUCAAAUUGGAGCACCACUUAGAGCUGGAGAACCUAAAAGCUAAGCAUGACAUUGAGAUGGCAGUUCAUAUUAAAGAGAAGGAAGGCCUUAAGCUGAAGGUACAAGAAGUCAAGGAGGAAAAGGAAGAAAGCGACAAUAAUUGGAAGAGCCAGUUGGAAACCAAAACAAACCAGCAGCUUAUGGAACUUCAGGACCUGAAGGAUAAAUGUCGAGAUGCUGACCUCAGAGUUCAUGAACUGGAGAAGCUACACAGUGAUUACAAAGACCAGGCACAAGCCAUAGCUUUCUUGAAAGAGCAGAUCUCCUUGGCUGAGAAAAAGAUGUUGGACUAUGAGACCCUGCAGAAAACUGAGGUUCAGAGUAAACAAGAGAUUCAGCGGUUGCAGGAGAAAGUUCUUGUGUUAGAGAAUAAAUUGCACUCCAUGGAGCCCCUCCACCCUUCCCAACCCACCAAUAUGAUUGAAACAAAUGACAUUUCAGAAGAAAAGAUCAAAAUGAAACAAGCAAUGGAAGAUUUCCAGGACAAAUUGAGUAAGAAAGACAAGGAGGUGUCAUCACUUGUCUCCCAGACGGAUACUCUAAGGGCCCAAGUAAGUGCACUGGAAAAUAGAUGCAAGAGCUCUGACAAGAAGGCGGAUUCUUUGUUGAAAGAAAAGAAAAGGCUGGAAGCAGAUCUAGAAACAAUGUCAAGAAAAACCCACGAUGCUUCUGGUCAGCUGGUUCUGAUCAGCCAGGAGCUAUUAAAAAAGGAAAGAAGCUUGAAUGAGCUGCGGGCGUUGCUAAUGGAAGCCAACCGGCAUUCGCCUGGCCCUGAGCGAGACUUAAGCCGCGAGGUGCACAAAGCCGAGUGGAGGCUGAAGGAGCAGAAGCUCAAAGAUGACAUCAAAGGACUGCGAGAAAAACUCAGCAUCCUGGACAAAGAAAAAGCAGUCACGGAUCAGCGGCGGUAUUCCCUUAUUGAUCCUUCUUCGGAGACAGAGAUUCUCCGGUUGCAACACCGGCUGGUCAGCACUGAGGAUGUCCUGAGGAACGCCUUGGAGCAGGGCCAGCAAAUGGAAAAGCUGAUGGAGGCUAUGCGCAACUGCUCUGAAAAAGCACAGACUAUUGGAAACUCUGGAUCUGCUAAUGGAGUCCAUCAGCAGGAAAAGUCUCACAAACAGGAGGAGAAACACUGAUGGAAAAGAAGGAAGGAAGGAAGGAAGGAAAGGAAUAUGGAAAUCAUUGGAUCUGUUGUUGAGAAGACGGAAACUUGGAGAUGCCUCCCUCAAGCACCACCAAAAGUAUUUCCAUUCUGUGAACCAAGUGGAAGUCAAGAACGACGGUUCCUCCCCGGUGAUUUCUUUAGUUCUACGUUGAGUCCAGUUCCUCCAAAGAUGCGGUACAGCAGUUGUGCCUAUGGCUGAAUUUCUCCUUUGCUACCUGCAGCCUUUGGCAGUCAUUUUUACUGGCAUGGGGUAUCAUGUCAGGUUUUUGGGGAGGUACUUCCUGCUGCGCCGGCGAGAUACCUCAUUUCAGUGGCUUUUGAAAGACAUUGGAGAUUUUUCUAAGCGACGCCCCACCCCCCCUUUUGAAUAUUUGCUUAAGUAGCUAAUAAUUUGCACAGAUGCAUUCAGAUUUCCCCCUCCAGAUCCGCCGGAUGGACCCUGGUUACAGGUCUGCAAAAGAGCUAAGAUCGAGUACCAUUGACCGUAGGGAACAACCCAGUGUCUGUUUGAAAAGAAUCUCUGUCCUCUACUUAAGCAAACAAACAAACUCUUUUGAGGUCAGAAAUAUAGAGACUUUGCUUAAACCUAAUGAUGUAACAUGGGAUACGCCUUUUGGGGUGGACCUUCUCUAACUUAUUUUAACUUCAGUAAUGAUCAAGUCAUUGGUGAUUUUAGAGUUUUUGAGCCAAUGGUGGACUUCUAAGCUGGUGCCCGUAUAGUUACAUCUCUCAUCUAUUCAGAGAUACAUCUUCUUUAAGCCAAUGAUGGUUAGCCCUUGAAACUAAAGUUGAGAUUGACCCAGAGAUCUAAUCAGCAACUCUCUGGUGGUAGCUGAGAUGUCCUUGUUUUGAGGGUGGAGCGGGGUGGCAUUUUUUUUCCUUUCUCUUUGACUUAUUACGCUUGAAAUUCUGAAACACUUUCCCAAUAUAGGCUAAGGCUUCUUCUUUUUAUUUAUUUUUUUAAUAAAUAAAACUAAAUUAAACUUAGGCCCCAUUUACACAUGCAGCAGAAUUGAAAGGUUUUCAUCCAAAUAAGAUGCCUUUCAAGUAUUUUGGAUUUCAGCUUCCAAUCAUUAAGACAGAACUGCAAAAAAAAAAAAAAAACUGAGAAGGGGAAAUCCAAAAUAUGCGGAGAAUAGGUUGCCUGGCUCUGUGCUUCUGUUCUGCACAGAUCAGUCUAUUUGUAUGUUCUGCCAACGCAAAUAACAAGGAAAGUAGCUUGUUUGAGGUGAAAAGGGAAGAAAGUAGCUUAUUUGGGGUGAAGGACAGAAGAAUUCGAGCUAACCUUCAGAGCACAAGUUGCUUUGCAGCCUGUGGUAACAAUCUUCAGAUAGUAUGUUCUCCCUUGGUUUUCUUGCAUGUAUAAAUUUGAGACCCAGAUGAAUUUCCCCAGAUGAGAAGAUGUCUUAAGUGUUUAAAUAUGAAUGGUUGGAGCAAGAAUGUUCGCUUGUGUGUUUAUAUGGGGUUUUUUUUCUCCUUUUUUCUGCUAGUGGUACACAGGUUUGAAAGAGAAUGAGUGCUGUCUUACAAAAUGCCUUCUUUUGUAAACGUGGCUUUGUUAAAAGAAGCUGACUAGAAAUUGGUGCUAAGUAGAGAGAACCUAAGAAGUGGUUCAGAGGAACCAUCUUUCCUCCGAGAAAGGUCUACUUUCCCCUCACCCCCAGAGUGAGCGUUCAUUCUCUUCAUUCCUCCUCCCCCCAAAUACUACAUUGUGGUUUUCUCAAUCCCACCACCACUAGGGGAUUUGAGGAUUUCAGAGGAACAAAAAGUCCACAUUGUUGUGAGUUCUAGUAACCAUCCGAAGCAAGAACACAUUACUGCUAUUCUCAUCAAACUCAGAGAUGCCAGCUGAAAAGAGCAAAGUAAACAAGAGUCCAGAUGGCUGACUGGCAUUCAGAAAGAUGUAUCCUACAGGUUGAAUUGAUGCUAGUCUGUUGGCAUAGUUUCAAAGACUGUUACGGAAACACAAACCCUUUGAAAGAGGGCGAUGGAAUUUGAAAACAAAGAGCUUAUCAUGCAUACAUGUUCUUUCUUCCUGUAAUCCUAACCAUGUAACCCUAGUCCUGUGGCCUCUCACGUAUAAAAUCCCAGGGCACCAAAGGUCCAAACAGCUGAACCUUGGAACAAGUGAGCUGCCUGCUCUAAUGAGGUAUGGAAUUCAACUGGACCCCUUUUUUUGGUACUUAGACCAGAUUAUUCCACUACUUCUUUAUGCCUCUUAGGCUCUGCUUCUUACCUUGAGAGGGUUGAAUUUAGAACCAGGAUGCUAUCUCGGAGCUUCACAUUUGGUGUCCUCUCCAUGAGAUUAUUUGUUGUAGGGAUCUGGUGAUGGAGAAUGUAGGGUUCCAAUUGAGAAACUGUCUCCCUGGGCUCUGAUCAGGCAUUUUAAGAUUGCGAAUGUGGUUUUUUGCUGCUUUUUCUUUUAAGGUGGCCAACUGAUUCUCAUUGAAAACUGCUACCUAGGAGGAAGUGCCAUGUCAGCGUCAUGUAUUUUAUGAUCCUUCAAAAGGCCUUGGACUCUACUUUCAUAGUGAUGGAUUUGCCAGUAUGUACAGUAAACUUCCACACACUGAUGUCCUCUGGUUUUAUUGGGAUCUCCAAGCCCACAUAAAGAUGUCUAGCUUUUGACUAUGCUAAUUUAGUCUGAAAAUUGGAGUCCCAACACUCCAAUUGGAGUCAUCAGGAUGAGGAAAGUUGAUUUACAGUAUUAAGAAGAAUAAGUUACCCAUUUGUCUUCAUAUACCUCUUAUUUUUCUUCAGCUCUUUGUCAUUUUUCUAUUUUCCUUUAUUGAUUUGUAUCACCUGAAAUGUUGCUGCUUAAUCUUUUUUUCCCCUGCAAAAAAAUGGGCAGUGCAAAUAAUGAUGGUGGUAUUUUCUAAUCAAGUUGUCUUUUUUUUUGCGUUCUGUUUUGAUGCACAGGAAUUGGAGCAAGCUGACAAGUAAAACCACAGAAAAAUAAUAUUUUUGGGAACUCUAAUGAGAUGUUAUUAGUGUGAUAAUUCUCAACACAGGGUGUUUUUUUUUUUGCUUUGAUAAAUUAUGUCUAUUUGUGGAUAAACCAAAAAAUCAACUGUUCUACAAAUCUUUACCAUCUCUUUCUUUUCACUGACACUGUUUUAUCAUGUCAUUAAUUAAAGUUACCUUUGGGGAAGUGAAUCACAGAAAUGGCCAGUAUAAGAAGCAGGAUCUUGGAUAUAUAAAUGAAUUAAUGUAAAGUUUGCUCCUGCUGGGCUAAUUCUAUACAUUGAACAGUUUAACUAGCCAGAAAUAGAAAUUGUACCUUGAUGUCCAAGUAUGGAAUCCUGGUUUAUUCUACAGCUAAACAAGAGAUUGGUGUUGGUUUAUGAGCACUGCUAUAUGCGGGGCAAUUAACAGAGAAUCCAGGUUCCAAUGACAAAUGUGUUUUCUUGGGCUAAUAGGCAAAAGGAAGUGGGAAUUUCUAUUUGGCAUACUAUUCAUUCACUAUUAGCCAGAAUUCAUCAGAAUUCUAGUUUAUUUUUGUGUGCAAACACUGUCUUUGAAAGAACAGUGUCAAUUAACUUCUUUAAUUUCCAUCUUCUGAUAGAGAGCUGAGAUUAUUUGAAUCCUUUCCAGCUGCUUGUUCACUUUAUUUAUUCACCUAAUGGCAACAUUUAUCCAUUAUGACCCUUAAAAACUGGUAGUAGUUUAUCUGCACAGGAUUGCAAGCCAAAGUAAUUGUGCUAUAUUACAAGCAAGAGGCCAGUCCAUCCUACCAUUUUCAUCAGGAUAAAAAAGAGGGAUGGAAAGCAAAAUUCAACAACAAAAAACAUUAUAAAAGUGCUAAUAUUCCUGGUUUAUUUUCCAGCUAUUCUAACUUUAAGUAACAGACGGGUUUCUGGGACACUUAAUGAAAGUCUGAACUUGUAGCAUUGCUGUGUGGUAGAUGAGUGGGAUGGGCCUGUGACAGUUUACCACAGCCAACUCACCGUAGGACAAAUCACUGUGGGAUAUUAUCAAAGAAAUGGUGGAACAGAAUCAUUAAAAAAGGAUGCAAAAGGAGGGACAGAAUGAAAUGUGGAUGACAAAAAUUAAAAGAUUUAAAACAUUUAUUUUCAAUAAUUAAAUUGAAUUGCUAAAUUUUCCUGUGGUAAGUUGGCCGCAAUGAGUUGGCUGUGGUGAGUUGUCCCCGUCCAGAGUGGGACUGCCAAAAAUCCAGAAGGUUUUUUUUUUUUCCCUGUAGGAAACAGCAACUUUGUAAAAAUUUUGGCAGCAUGGUUGAGAAUCUUGUGUCUCCUUUUGAAACGGAAGAGCAGAUGUAUUCUUCUAUAUCCUGUGCACAUUAGGUUCUCAAACUUGAUGCUUUCUUGACUUGCCAGUCUCUAAUUCUCAUUAUACCAUGCUGAGAAUUUUGUUAUAGCCCAAUACAUCUGGAGGGUACCAAAUUUGGGGAUACUGCCUUUUGCUAUGGUUUAUACAAUCUAUACAAUUCUGCGGUGCUGCCUGACUCCUAAUCAAGCUAUUCUUCAAAGCACCUGAGGGCAGGACAAGAAGCAAUGGAUGGAAACUGAUCAAAGAGAGAAGCAACCUAGAGCUAAGGAGAAAUUUCCUGGCAGUUAAAACAAUUGAUCAGUG
Messenger RNA from Pseudonaja textilis, 7175 nucleotides. The record is from RefSeq and is a predicted model, not a curated record. Lineage: Eukaryota; Metazoa; Chordata; Lepidosauria; Squamata; Elapidae.